Messenger RNA from Lodderomyces parapsilosis, 1476 nucleotides. RefSeq lists its product as uncharacterized. The transcript has a single exon. The coding region runs from base 1 to 1476 and encodes 491 amino acids. NCBI's taxonomy places the organism in Eukaryota, Fungi, Ascomycota, Pichiomycetes, Serinales, Debaryomycetaceae. The record is from RefSeq and is a predicted model, not a curated record.
AUGUUUGAUAUUGACUAUAUAGGGAUCAACCAACUUGCAUACACAUUCAACAAACUUGUCAAUUCAAAUUCAAAUGGUUUCACCACUCAAUUGGUUGAAAUGGCCAUCGAGUGUCUAGAGUUGAUGGAUCGGUAUCAAGCCUUACACCCAUCAUACGUUCAAAUGCUAUCGUUCCUUAUGUCUCAGGAUAUUGACGUCUCUAAAUACAACGAUGAAUGGGUUACCAGACUAAAUUCAUGGUUGGCAAACUAUGCUUCCCAGUUGAAGUCAUACGAAAACCAGACUAAUUUGAAGGCAGAGAAUGCGGUUGAUUUUUUCGAAAAAGUGAGGACUAUAGUGAUAUCGUUGACUAUUCAAACAAGGUAUCAAGAAGCACUCAGUUAUUUGAACAGAUACGCGUCGGUUGUUGACUUUUCAACACAGCCGAAAACAAAGGAACAAUUUCAAGCAAAUAGAUAUGUCGAAUACUUGUUUAUGAAGUUCAUAAUCAACAUUUUUAGCUUGAUUUGGUUUCCCUUGGACGACAAUGACUACACAAUUGCUGCUGGGAUGUAUGUAAAGGAUGGCGACAAAUUACUUUAUUCAACCUCCUCUUUCAAGCCAUUGACCAAGAUAUACAACAUUGUUAUUACCUAUCAGAAAAAAAACAGUGCUUUGUUUGAAGUGAAUGAUGACGAACUGAGAUAUUACUGGAUAGUAAGAUUUCUACAUCUUAGCUUACUAUUCAAGCAGUUUGAGUUUGUUGAAUUUCAAAAGGAGUUUUUUGACUUGUUUGUUUCGCAAAAAGAACCAACAAAGUACUUAUUUGCUGACACAUUACUCAUAAAAAGAAACCUUCUCGUUAUGUAUGCCGUUGUGUUGAUAUUCACCAAGCCCUUCAAUACCCUUACAUCCAUCAAUAUUGAAAAUGAGCAAUUGAUUGAUUCGUAUUAUAGAGAUCCAGCUUCAAUUGAGUACAAAUUUUUCGAUCGAGUAUUGAAACCGUUGGGCAGACUUGACAUGCCCAGUGUGAGGCAAGCUCUAACUAAUAGCUCUUUUUUAACUGAGCUCAUCGCCACGUUGGAAUACACGCUUCCUGUAUCCACAGCGAGGUUCUCCAAUAAUUCAAAUUUUUUCAUUGAGCAUAUGAAGACAACUAUCGAUUUCAAAAUGUUUUUACUUUUGGUGUCGAAAUCCAAGUCCAUAUCAAGAGUGCAAUUGUUGAAGUUGAUGGGAUACGACUUGUCAACUUCCAGUGACCUGGAAGUCGAUGACAUACUAAACCAGUUGGUGGGAGUUUUGUCAGCACUCGGAUUGGGUAGGAUUGGAGUCAAUUACUUAGCUGACAAGCAGCUAUUUAUAAAUAAUGGUGGUAUAAGCACAGCUGAAGAGGUGUCUAGAUUGCAAGACGAGAUAGAUGAAGUACAGAAUGAAUUAAAGGGCGAGUCUUUGACAGUAUUGAUUGCCAACUUGGUUCUGUCAUGCCUUGAAGAAUAA